Molecule: messenger RNA, 1380 nt
Organism: Dinoponera quadriceps
Lineage: Eukaryota; Metazoa; Arthropoda; Insecta; Hymenoptera; Formicidae
Exons: 1
Coding region: 86-358 (90 amino acids)
Source: RefSeq, a predicted model, not a curated record
CUUCGCAGCGAUCUCGAUCGAGCCGAGUUUCCCGAGGAUCGGAGUUGCCUCGCUUUUCUCGCCGUGAAUCUCACGACAUUCCGGGAUGACGCAGAUGCUGAUGCAGGAACCCGGCUGGAAGCUGGAGCGCAAAGGCUCGGCGUUGCUGCUGCGCCGGGACAGCUCACACCCGAAGAGCAGCACCGCUCGUGUUUGCUUCCGUUGCGAGGUCGACGUGUACGAGUACGAGCGUGACGAGGAGUACUGGUCGGUCGAGACGGAAACCGAACCGGCCGCUAGUCCGUUGGCGAUGUGCGCCAGUUGCCUGGCGGCCCUCUGCGUCACCAUGUUCUUGCCGUGGUUACUCAUCGGUGGUUAGACCGUUCCCCUCUCACCGCCCUGGUCGAAGAGAGUUCCCUUGAUAACAACGCCAUCGCUUCGACUUGCUUUUAACCACCGAGGAUGGCCCUGCCUGUCGAUCGUCGCGUCCAGGUCGUCCCCGAUAAUCACACAGGAUAUAUCCAGCGGUUGCAACGACGGUUGUAACGUUAAUCCCCCCCCCGAUUCGUUCGAUGAUGUCACCGACAGCUCUUCGGACGUGUCCACCUGACCGUUAAGAUCUUCCCUCGCCAAUCGUGGACAGCGAGGGUACCCUCGGUCACUCUUCCGAUCAGAAACGACAGCUCAGUCGCUCGUUCGUCGUACGCCCCUGCUCCCGUCGCUCGAUGAAAGCGACGAGAUUGCCGCGGCUUUUGUUCGACCGGUAGAUCGCUGUAUGGGACGGAGAUGGACGACAGUUAGCGGAACGUAUGUCGGUCGUACCAGGAUCGUCGAUUGCGCGCGCGGUGUCCAAUCGAUAUGGCGAUCCAGAAGACGCGGUUCGCACGCCUCAUCGAUUCCACAGCGUGCCAGAGAUUUCGACGGGAUUUAUGGCGGAGCGGCGCUCGGGGAAUCCGAUGCGUACAUAUCGAGGAGCGUUCCCCGAUUCGACGGGUGCGGUGGGUGUGGUAUUUUUAACAGUGACGAUCGGAAAUUCGAAACGCGCUGGAAGGAGCAUCGAAGUCGCGUGCGCGCAUAUCUUGUGAAAGUGAAUUGGCGGGGCGUGGUAAACGGGACGACGAUGUUUUAAGAUGCCUGGAUGUGGAACGCGCGGGAUUCCUCGAAAUUCACAAUCGACUUCACGAAUACCGAUGAUGUUCGACUGAUUUUUUUUUUAAUCGUAUCGUAACGUAGCGCGAGAUACAACCGUUUGCAAACCACACGCCGAUCCUGCAAUGGAGAUGUGAGAUGCAACGUUUUACUGUACUUUACGCUGAAUGUUGCAUAAACUAAAUUUUUUAAAAAUUUUGUAUAUAAGUUUUAGAGGAAUGAAACAAAAGGCUGAAUAAAAAAAUAUCUAGA